This is a messenger RNA of Urocitellus parryii (Arctic ground squirrel), 7530 nucleotides long. RefSeq names its product DOT1 like histone lysine methyltransferase (gene Dot1l). Gene Ontology annotation, biological process: regulation of transcription regulatory region DNA binding; DNA damage checkpoint signaling; DNA repair. Gene Ontology annotation, cellular component: nucleus. Lineage: Eukaryota; Metazoa; Chordata; Mammalia; Rodentia; Sciuridae. Gene Ontology annotation, molecular function: histone H3K79 methyltransferase activity. The record is from RefSeq and is a predicted model, not a curated record.
CCGCUCCGCCCGCCGCCCUGCGGCGCCCCGCCCUCCCCAACCGCCCGCCUAGCAUGGUGCGGCGGCCGCGCGCGCCGACAUGGGGGAGAAGCUGGAGCUGAGGCUCAAGUCGCCCGUGGGGGCCGAGCCCGCCGUCUACCCGUGGCCGCUGCCGGUCUACGACAAACAUCAUGAUGCUGCUCAUGAGAUCAUCGAGACUAUCCGAUGGGUCUGUGAAGAGAUUCCAGAUCUCAAGCUUGCCAUGGAGAACUACGUUUUAAUUGACUACGACACCAAAAGCUUUGAAAGCAUGCAGAGGCUGUGUGACAAGUACAACCGUGCCAUCGACAGCAUCCACCAGCUGUGGAAGGGCACCACCCAGCCCAUGAAGCUGAACACACGACCGUCCAAUGGGCUCCUGCGACACAUCCUGCAGCAGGUCUACAACCACUCAGUGACCGACCCUGAGAAGCUCAACAACUAUGAGCCCUUCUCCCCUGAGGUGUAUGGGGAGACCUCCUUUGACCUGGUGGCCCAGAUGAUUGAUGAGAUCAAGAUGACUGAGGACGAUCUCUUUGUGGACUUGGGCAGUGGUGUGGGGCAGGUUGUCCUUCAGGUUGCUGCAGCCACCAACUGCAAGCAUCACUAUGGAGUGGAGAAAGCAGACAUCCCAGCUAAGUACGCGGAGACCAUGGACCGAGAGUUCAGGAAGUGGAUGAAAUGGUAUGGAAAAAAGCAUGCAGAAUACACACUGGAACGAGGCGAUUUCCUCUCAGAAGAGUGGAGAGAGCGGAUCGCCAACACAAGUGUUAUAUUUGUGAAUAACUUUGCCUUUGGUCCUGAGGUGGAUCACCAGCUGAAGGAGCGGUUUGCAAACAUGAAGGAAGGUGGCAGAAUCGUGUCCUCGAAACCCUUCGCACCUCUCAACUUCAGAAUCAACAGUAGAAACUUGAGUGACAUUGGCACCAUCAUGCGUGUGGUUGAGCUGUCACCCCUGAAGGGCUCGGUGUCGUGGACGGGGAAGCCAGUCUCCUACUACCUGCACACCAUCGACCGCACCAUACUUGAAAACUAUUUUUCUAGUCUGAAAAACCCAAAACUCAGGGAGGAGCAAGAGGCAGCUCGGCGUCGGCAGCAGCGAGAGAGCAAGAGCAACGCGACCACCCCCACCAAGGUCCCCGAGAGCAAGGCGGCCGCACCCGCCAAGGUCCCCGAGAGCAAGGCGGCUGGGCCCGCUGAGGCCCCCAGGGAUUCUGGUGCUGAGGAGGAAAAAGCGGGGGUAACCACUGUCAAAAAGCCAUCUCCCUCCAAAGCCCGGAAGAAGAAAUUGAACAAGAAGGGGCGGAAGAUGGCUGGCCGAAAGCGUGGGCGUCCCAAGAAAAUGAACACUGCAAACCCCGAGCGCAAGCCCAAGAAGAACCAAUCUGCACUGGAUCUCCUGCACAGCCAGACCGUGUCCCGGACAGGGACAGCAUCCUCCUCGCCCCAGGAUGCCUGCCGGUCACCUCACAGCCCGUUCUACCAGCUACCUCCCAGUGUGCAGCGGCACUCCCCCAACCCACUGCUGGUGGCGCCCACCCCACCUGCGCUACAAAAGCUGCUAGAGUCGUUCAAGAUUCAGUACCUGCAGUUCCUGGCUUACACGAAGACCCCCCAGUACAAGGCCAACCUGCAGCAGCUGCUGGACCAGGAGAAGGAGAGGAACGCCCAGUUGCUGGGCACCGCACAGCAGCUCUUCGGCCACUGCCAGGCCCAGAAGGAGGAGAUCAGGAGACUCUUCCAGCAAAAACUGGAUGAGCUGGGUGUGAAGGCCCUGACCUACAAUGACCUGAUCCAAGCCCAGAAGGAGAUCUCUGCUCACAACCAGCAGCUGCGGGAGCAGUCCGAGCAGCUGGAGAGGGACAACAGCGAGCUGCGCAGCCAGAGCCUGCAGCUGCUCCGGGCCCGGUGUGAGGAGCUGAAGUUGGAUUGGUCCUCCCUGUCCCUGGAGAACCUGCGCAAGGAGAAGCAGGCCCUGAGGAGCCAGAUCUCGGAGAAGCAGCGGCACUGCCUGGAGCUGCAGAUCAGCAUUGUGGAGCUGGAAAAGAGCCAGCGGCAGCAGGAGCUUCUGCAGCUCAAGUCCUGCGUGCCGCCUGACGAUGCGCUGUCCAUGCACCUGCGCGGGAAGGGCACCCUGGGCCGGGAGCUGGAGGCGGAGGCCAGCAGGCUGCACUUGGAGCUGGACUGUGCCAGGCUUGCCCUGCCUCACGUGAGCAGCAUGAGCCCAGAGCUCUCCAUGAAUGGCCACGCCACCAGCUAUGAGCUCUGUGGUGCUCUGAGUCGGCCUUCUUCCAAGCAGAACACCCCCCAGUACCUCGCCUCCCCCUUGGACCAGGAGGUCGUGCCCUGCACCCCCAGCCACAGCGGCCGCCCCCGGCUGGAGAAGCUGUCGGGCCUGGCCUUGCCGGACUACACCAGGCUCUCCCCAGCCAAGAUCGUGCUUAGGAGGCACCUGAGCCAGGACCACGCUGGGCCUGCCAAGAUGGUUGCCAGUGAAGUGCACUCGCGAGCUGAGCACGCCAAGGAAAGCAGCCUUCCCUGCCAGAGCCCUGGCCUCUCGAGCAGCAUGAAGCUGAGCCCUCAAGACCCCCGGCCCACUUCUCCAGGGGCCUUGCCCAUCGCAGGAGAAAAGAGCAGUGAGAAGAGUGGGAAGGAGCGAGCCUAUGGCGGCCACGGGGAGACCAUCACCAGCCUGCCCAUCAGCAUCCCGCUCAGCACUGUGCAGCCAAACAAGCUUCCUGUCAGCAUUCCCCUGGCCAGUGUGGUGCUGCCCAGCCGCGCCGAGAGGGUGAGGAGCACCCCCAGCCCUGUGCCGCAGCCCCGAGACUCUUCGUCUACCCUGGAGAAGCAGAAUGGUGCUAACGCCCAUGCCGCUGGGAGUAGUGCAGGAGGCAGGGGCCUCUCUCUGGCACCCACAGGAUUCUACUCUGGCUCCAUGGCCAUCAGCGGGGCCCUGGUGGGCAGCCCUGCUCCACUCGCCUCUGGAGCUGAGCCUGUGGCCCUGGAUGAGCCCUCUAGCUCCGGGAGCCUCUUCACCACUGUGGGGUCCCGCAGCACCACGCCGCAGCACCCUCUGCUGAUGCCGCCCCGACACCCGGGCCCCGCCUCUCCUGCCCACCCGCUCUCUGCCAGCCCUCGGCUGGCUGGUGCCACCCAGUGCCCACCUCCUGACGUCGGCAAGGGAGACUUGCCCUCUGACUCGGGCUUCUCAGACCCGGAGAGUGAAGCCAAGAGGAGGAUCGUGUUUACCAUCUCAGCUGGUGGGGGCAGCACCAAGCAGUCGCCUUCCACCAAGCACAGCCCCCUGGCCCCAGGAGCCCGCGGAGACUGUGGGCAGAGCCAUGGGCAGGACAGCCGCAAGCGUGGCCGGAGGAAGCGCACGUCAGCUGGGACCCCAAGCCUGAGCACAGGCGUGUCCCCCAAGCGCCGGGCCCUGCCGUCUGUUGCUGGCCUCUUCACACAGUCCUCAGGGUCCCCCCUCAACCUCAGCUCCAUGGUCAGUAACAUCAACCAGCCCUUAGAGAUCACGGCCAUCUCAUCCCCUGAGAACUCGCUGAAGAGCUCCCCCAUCCCCUACCAGGACCACGACCAGCCGCCCGUGCUCAAGAAGGAGCGGCCCCUGAGCCAGACCAACGGGGCCCACUACUCCCCACUGACCUCUGAUGAGGAGCCAGGUUCUGAGGACGAGCCCAGCAGCACCCGAAUUGAGAGAAAAAUUGCAACAAUCUCCUUAGAAAGUAAAUCUCCCCCCAAAACCUUGGAAAACGCAGGUGGUGGCUUGGGACGGAAGCCAGCCCCUGCGAGCGAGCCCGUCAACAGCAGCAAGUGGAAAUCCACCUUCUCACCCAUCUCCGACAUUGGCCUGGCCAAGUCUGCAGACAGCCCCCUGCAGGCGAGCUCCGCGCUGGGCCAGAGCUCCUUGUUCGCCUUUCGGCCAGCCCCAGAGGAGCCUGUCGCGGCCGAGGCCAAGCUGGCUACCCACCCAAGGAAAGGCUUUUCUGGCUCGCUGUCAGGGGCAGAUGGGCUCAGCCCAGGCGCCAACCCUCCCAACGGCCUGGCCUUCAGCGGGGGCCUUGCCGCGGACCUCAGUUUACAUGGCUUCAACGACGGUGCUUCCCUUUCCCACAAGGGCCCUGAAGUGGCCGGUCUGAGUGCCCCACUGAGCUUCCCCUCCCAGCGGGGCAAGGAGGGCCCCUCUGAGGCCAACCCCUUCCUGAACAAGAGGCAGCUGGAGGGCCUGGGUGGCCUGAAGGGUGAGGGUGGCCCUGGCAAGGAGCCCACUGAGCCUGGCCUGCCCCCUUGCGGGCCCACGGACAAGGCUGCCCUGCCACACGGCAGCAGGCCCAGCAAAGGCCGGGACCGCGAGCUGGACUUCAAGAACGGCCACAAUCUCUUCAUCUCCGCCGCGACGGUGCCUCCUGGGGGCCUCCUGGGAGGCCCUGGCCUCGCCACCGCAGUGUCCUCUGCCGGCAGUGCAGCUCCCGCCACCCAGGCACACCGCCCCUUCUUGGGCACCUUCGCCCCUGGGCCCCAGUUCACCCUGGGCCCCAUGUCCCUACAGGCCAACCUCGGUUCUGUGGCUGGCUCAUCUGUGCUACAAUCCUUAUUCAGCUCCGUGCCGGCCGCCGCGGGCCUGGUACAUGUGUCGUCCGCCGCAACUAGACUGACCAACUCCCACACCAUGGGCAGCUUCUCUUCUGGGGUGGCUGGCGGAACCGUUGGAGGUAACUAGGACUUCUACCUCAACCGCGCGACUAUGCAAGGAUGGUGUGGACCAACGCGCCUGCUGCUCAGUGCUCGCUGGCCUACUGGGCCCCCACCUGGACGGCGGGGACAGGACAGGGACAAGGAGCUCCACUGUGAAUCGGCGGCACGCGCAGGAGGUGCUGCCACAGUCCAGUUUGUACUGUCGAUAGUUUUAGAUAAAGUAUUUAUCGUUUUUUAAAAAGUAUAAACAAUUCUGACUUAUUUUAUUCCAUCUAAGUCGUCAAAGGCAACCUAUUGAGAAGUAUAAAUGUCUAUGUAAGAGAGUCUAUAUCUAGAUACACGGACCUGCAGGGCUGCCCGCCCCCGGAGACGCCGCCAGCCCGCCCGGUGCUAUCGCGACACCAGGCCCGUGCCUGCCUCCACCUCUCGGUGCUGCCCUGGACACUGACCAACGCCAAAACCAGUCCUCAGAAACGUCCUCCCCAGCGCCCGUCACUUGAUCCUGUACCAAAGGCUUGCCCGAUCGUGGUCAGGGCCCUCAGAGGAGGCCCUCUUCCUGGUGGCCAGCACUGACCUUGCAGCCCUGCCUUCCUCUGGAGCCCCUUGAGCCUUCUGCCCCCACCGCCUCCUGCCCCCUCACUGUGAACACCCCCAACUGUCAACCUUUCGGCUUAGGGUCCAGCCUUUGGCAUCCUGGGCAGUGGGCACAGCUCUGUGGCAGGCGUGGUUCUGACUGGUGCUCCCGAAGGCUCUGCGCCGGUGUUGUGCCCAGUGCAGUCACUUCCGUGUUUUUCUUUGGUUUGUGGCACCCUGCUUGGUGACCUGGGGCAGGCCCAUGGUGGGUCCCCUUGUAUUUGUGUAUCUGAGAGAGUCACACUGAAGAGUGACAGUAUUUUAUAGAGAUGUGAUGAGAAUUUAUAAAUUUCAUAGACUUGACUGCAUUUAUUUUUAGAUUGUAUAAUGCACAGUGAACUUUAACAGAAGAGAAAGCAAGGGAGAAAGAAACCUUUAUAUUUAUUCAAAUGCACAAAACUGGCAUGGGCUCCAGGGCCGGCCCUCACUGCAGACCUCACAGAGCKCGCCUCAGAGGGGCCUGGCCCACCCUGCCCUCAGGAAGGCUCGCCCCUGACACAGACCACAGGGUGCCUGUGCUGUCGGGGUACUCUGGGCCUGCAGGUCUGGAGGGGAUGCCGGCUCCUCCGGCAGCCUCGUUGGUGCUGAGAACGGAUGCGUGGUGUAGCCACAGACGGGCCAGGGCUGCUGGGCCUCCAGGGUGUCCUUGCCUCUCUGAAGCCUCAGCAGACCCCUGGCGGCUCUUGAAGCCUGUCCCAGACCUGGUGCCCCUCCCCCUGCAGUGAGUUCUGCAGAUGGUGCUGGUGACCCACCCCUCCUGUUGGUGCUCUCGGCCAGGCCUGCAGGUGCUGUGCCUCAUUCCCAGGGGCUCCAGCUCAGCCCUUAGCACGGCAGUGCCCUGCUUGGUGUGGGGGACUGAGGGUCACUUCUUACCACACAGCUUCCCCAGGUGCCACAGGGUGGUAGAAGUGAAGUCCACACACAGCAAGUCCCUGGUCUGAUACAAACCCAUUCUUUAAACACUGUAUGCUUCCGCCCACCUCCCCGGGUAGUGGAGGCUUGUGUGUGGGGCAGGCCAUGCCAACGUGGCCUCCUGCCCACACACCUUCCUAUAACUAAUCUGCACCUACGCUUGAGUGUCGGGAGAUACCACCACAUGUUGGGCAUGUGCCUGACACUGAGCCCUACUGGGUCUCAGGUGUCCCAGCAAGUUCCCCCUUGAGCCCACCAGGGGAUGGGCCUGUAACCCAAGCCCCAGCUGACCAUGGGGCCAGUAGCCUCCUGUUCUCAGCACCCCAGGCCCCUGCUACCCUCAGAUACCACCCAGACUGACCCACUGCCCACGUGCUGGCACCCAGGGAUGCUGGUGUGGGGCAGCGCUGACAGAGCUGUGCGGGAGUCUGAGGCUGACACCCGUCUCCAUUACCUUGGGAGGGGGGGUGGGUGCUGCUGGGUGCUGCUGGGUGCUGAGGGUGACUGCAGGGAAGCCCUGGAGCGCCAACUGGCUCCCGCUCAGGAAUUGUCAGGAAGCCGUAAGGACUGGGCCCUGUAGGCUGCCUGCUGGUCAGCAUCUACACUAACCUAGGAACCUGGGACUCGUCACCCUGUUGGACCCCCCUCCUCGUCCUGGUGUAAUGUCCAUCCACAUAGCCUUCCCUUGCCCAGCUUGUUUGUAACGCAGCACAGCCUCGUUUCAACUCUGUAGUGUACUCUGUACUCGCUGGGCGCAUGGCCAGCUCCAACCCUGGCGCCCGCUGCAUUGUUCCACCUCUGGGCGCUGUAAUAAAACAGUUUUCACCUGGACCUGGUCUGAAUGCCAUCCUUUCUUCCUGGUGACGUGACAGUGAUGCGUGUUGUCCCUCUGGUGGGGAACCCUCCACCCACGGGUGAGGGUAGCAGCAGCCGUGGGAGCUGACAGUGGCAGAGGGGACCCUGCCCCGGGGAGGCCAAGCCCCACCCUUCAGUACUGGGCCUUGAACCCACAACCUCAGGCAUGAACUGACCUGCGACCCAGCCUUGGUGGAAAAAUGCUCUUUUCUGGUCACACCCAAGCUGARGUCUGCCAGCACCCUGGGUGCAGCCACAGGGUCAUCCAGGAUUGCUGUGACCCCAUUCCUCCAUGGGYAGGGGCCUCUGCCACCAUUCCCAACUCUAGAUCUGAACUUUGAAAGAACCCCUCGUCGGGCUGGGGAUGUGGCUCAAGCGGUAGCGCGCUCGCCUGGCAUGCGUGCC